AUGCUCCAGCGCUGGGGGGGCUCCGGGAGGCUCCCGGGAAAGUUUUGGGAGCGCGGGGAAAGCGCCGGGAAGCGGCUCCGGCUGGAUCCGGACCCUGAGGAUCGCCGGGAAGAGGCGGAUGCGGGAAAAGGGGCCAUGAGAGGACGUGACCCCGCGGGGGGCGAGCGGGAGGAGAUGCCGAUGGUGGAUUCCACCUCCAGCCUGGGAUCCAGUGGAAGGGCCCGGAGCAGCUGCCGGAGGAGGUUUUCCCUGUCCCCGUGCCCGUCCCCGUCCCUGCGGAGCGCCCUGCGCGGCCUCUACGCCCUGGCCCUGCUCCUGUCCCUGGCCGUGGCCGUGCUGGGAGCGCUGGCGUUCCGGAAGGUGGAUUCCAUCUCCAGCCGGAUCAGCUCGGCCCAGACCUUCUACGAGGAGAAGCUUCUCUCCCUCCAGGAGGAUCUCCAGGGCUUGGGCGAGAAGACCUCCGGGAACGGCUCCCUGUGCCAGGAUCGGGACCAGCUGGGCCGGGACAUCUCCCAGCUGCGGGCCGAGCUGGAGCAGCUCCAGCAGACGCUCCAGGGGCAGGAGGCUCAGCUGGACCGAACUUCCCAGCGCCAUUCCCGGCUCUCCUCGGCGGGCGCGGGGCUCGGGGCGCGGCUGGAGAGCUGCGCGGGCUCGGUGCGGGACCUGGGCCGGGGCGCGGAGCUGCUGCUGGCCCGGGCCGGGCGCUGCCGGGACGAGACAUCCCGGCUGGACGCGGAGCUCCGGGGGCUGUCCCGGGACGGUUCCCGGUUGGAAGCGGCGCUGGAGAGGCUGAAUUCCAGCGCGGAGCGGGGCCGGGAGAGGCUGCGGGAGGUGCGGGGCGGAGCGGCGGAGGCGGCGCGGGCGCUGCGGGAUCUCGGGGAGGAGCGGCUGGAGCGGCGGCGGGAGCUGGGGAUGCUGCGGGAGGGAUGGGAGCGAGCCCGGGGGAUGCUCGGGAGCGCGCAGGGGGAGGCGGGGGCGGCGGCGCGCGGGGAGGGCCGCAAUUCCCAAGGGAUGCACGAGCUGGCGCUGCGCGUGGUGGAGCUGCAGGCGCUGCUGGACAACGUGAGCGCAGCGCUGGAGGAGCAGCAGGACAACCUGGGAGACGCCAGGUACCACCGCGGCCACGCCCAGAACCGCACGGCCGAUGGGUUCCGGGCUCUGGAAUCGCUCCUGGAAUCCCACGGGGAGGAGAUCGGGACCAUCUCUGCCAACCUGGAGGCCACGGGCGGGCACGUGCUGGCCAUGCUGCGCUACCUGGGCUCCGUGCGGGAAUCCUGCGCCCGACGCCUCCGCGCCCACGCCCGGGAGAUCCUGCGGCUCAACGGCUCCCUGGGAGAGCUCCAGGGAUCCGCCGGGAUCCUGCGGGAGAGCUUCGGGAUCCUCGGCGCCCGCCUGGACGUCGGAGUCCGGAACCUGUCCCUGCUGCUCCAGGAGAUGAGGGCGGUGGACGCGCGGCACGGGGAUGUGCUGAGGAAUGUCACCCUGCUCCGGGAAUUCCCGUUGCUCCGGGAUGUUGCCUGCAUGGCACCAGUUUAA
Molecule: messenger RNA, 1536 nt
Organism: Neopelma chrysocephalum (saffron-crested tyrant-manakin)
Lineage: Eukaryota; Metazoa; Chordata; Aves; Passeriformes; Pipridae
Product: scavenger receptor class A member 3-like
Exons: 7
Coding region: 1-1536 (511 amino acids)
Source: RefSeq, a predicted model, not a curated record